Penicillium expansum is the source of this 501-nucleotide messenger RNA. RefSeq lists its product as uncharacterized. The record is from RefSeq and is a predicted model, not a curated record. The transcript has a single exon. Bases 1 to 501 code for a protein of 166 amino acids. NCBI's taxonomy places the organism in Eukaryota, Fungi, Ascomycota, Eurotiomycetes, Eurotiales, Aspergillaceae.
AUGCCAAACUCGGCGGAUACCAAUGAAGCUGAAAGUAGCAGUACCCCCAACCCAGGACCAAGCACCGAACCCACCAUCUUCAGCAUACACGAGUCCGCACAGCACCGACCAGAUAAUAUACGUCGGGAAGAUACUGCACGACGCACAGAAAUCUAUACCGAUAACCCGGGCCAUAUGAGUCGUCUUACAGACGCAGAACGCCAGAGACUAGAAGCACUCGCGGCAGAGUCGAGAGGCGGAGCGAUAUUCGUUACGUAUGAUUUAGUCCACAGAAUAGAUACGCUCGUGGCGGAUGGGACCCGUCGCACGGAUGAGGCUUUGAUGCAGUACUUGUUUCAAGAUGAUAUCUGGGAGACUGUUGAUACUGGUGAUAUGAAUGAUACCCAGACACGGGGGGAUGGUAGGAAUGGGAACGGCAAUGGAAGCCAAGGUGGCGAGAGAGAAUUGAAACUGUCGAAUGGAACGGGGGAGAGCCAUGAAGAUGAAUUGAAGCGACAGUGA